AUGGCAACAAUCACAUUAGAAGGUUACCGCUCCAAAUUAAUGGAACUAAUGAGGUUUGAUGGCUGCCAAAUUGUAUGUAACUUGACACUGUGUUUUGGUCUUGAGAUAGUGCGGUGGGCGUGUGCGCGGCUGGGCGUGGCGGCCCCGCCUACUGUCGCGAAGACGGAGUUCGCGACCGGAAAAAUCGUAAACCGCGCCGCGCCGCCGCCUCGUGGUCGUGUAGCCGCCGUAUCGCGCGUCGGGAUUCAGCGCACUUGUUGCGCCGACUUGAAUAGUGUGCGCGCGCCCUUAUGCCCUGGGAACUACUUACAAACAAUUUUCUAG
Messenger RNA from Spodoptera exigua (beet armyworm), 324 nucleotides. NCBI's taxonomy places the organism in Eukaryota, Metazoa, Arthropoda, Insecta, Lepidoptera, Noctuidae. The record is from the annotation of a GenBank genome assembly.